Molecule: messenger RNA, 7904 nt
Organism: Chinchilla lanigera (long-tailed chinchilla)
Lineage: Eukaryota; Metazoa; Chordata; Mammalia; Rodentia; Chinchillidae
Gene: Ncam2
Product: neural cell adhesion molecule 2
Exons: 18
Coding region: 104-2617 (837 amino acids)
Biological process (GO): cell adhesion
Cellular component (GO): membrane
Molecular function (GO): protein binding
Source: RefSeq, a predicted model, not a curated record
CCGGCACCCGAGCGGGCGGGCUCGACGGGCGGCCGUGCAGCGGAAGGGUCUCUCCGGGCUGGACUAAUAACUUUGGGACUGUCCGCCGGUGUCACGUCUGAACAUGAGCCUCCUCCUCUCCUUCUACCUGCUCGGGUUGCUUGUCAGUCGCGGGCAAGCUCUUCUUCAAGUGACAAUUUCACUUAGCAAGGUAGAGCUUAGUGUGGGAGAAUCGAAAUUCUUCACAUGUACAGCAAUUGGUGAACCUGAGAGUGUAGAUUGGUAUAAUCCGCAAGGAGAGAAGAUAAUUUCAACACAGAGGGUGGUGGUGCAGAAGGAAGUCGGCAGGUCACGACUGACCAUCUACAAUGCAAAUGUAGAAGAUGCAGGGAUAUAUCGUUGUCAAGCAACAGAUGCCAAAGGACAAACACAAGAAGCUACGGUAGUUUUGGAAAUUUACCAAAAACUCACUUUCAGAGAGGUGGUAUCUCCUCAAGAAUUCAAGCAAGGAGAGGAUGCUGAAGUAGUCUGCCGAGUCAGCAGUUCACCCGCACCUGCUGUCAGCUGGUUAUAUCACAGUGAGGAAGUCACCGCUAUUUCCGACAAUCGGUUCUCUGUGUUAGCCAACAAUAAUCUCCAGAUCCUCAACAUCAAUAAAAGUGAUGAAGGAAUAUACAGAUGUGAAGGGAGAGUGGAAGCAAGAGGAGAAAUUGAUUUCCGUGAUAUUAUUGUUAUUGUUAAUGUGCCGCCAGCAAUCACAAUGCCUCAGAAGUCCUUUAAUGCCACAGCUGAGCGAGGAGAAGAGAUGACUUUGUCCUGCAGAGCCUCGGGCUCCCCAGAGCCCACCAUCUUCUGGUCCAGAAAUGGCAAGAUCAUUGAAGAAAACGAGAAGUACAUAUUGAAAGGAAGCAAUACAGAACUCACCGUCAGGAACAUAAUCAAUAGUGAUGGUGGACCUUAUGUUUGUAGGGCAACAAAUAAGGCAGGAGAAGAUGAAAAACAGGCUUUCCUCCAGGUCUUUGUACAGCCUCACAUAAUACAGCUUAAAAAUGAGACUACAUAUGAGAAUGGUCAUGUCACACUCAUCUGUGAAGCAGAAGGAGAACCUGUUCCAGAAAUCUCUUGGAAAAGAGCUGUGGAUGGCAUCAUAUUUUCUGAAGGUGAUAAGAGCCCAGACGGCCGUAUUGAAGUCAAAGGGCAGCACGGAAGCUCAUCCUUACACAUUAAAGACGUGAGGCUGUCAGACUCAGGGAGAUACGACUGCGAAGCUGCCAGUAGAAUUGGAGGGCACCAAAAGAGCAUGUACCUUGAUAUUGAAUAUGCUCCUAAAUUUAUAUCAAACCAAACAAUUUAUUACUCUUGGGAAGGAAAUCCAAUCAAUAUAAGUUGUGAUGUGAAAUCAAAUCCACCAGCAUCGAUCCAUUGGAGAAGAGAGAAAUUAGUUUUACCAGCUAAAAAUACUACUAAUUUAAAGACAUAUAGUGCAGGAAGAAAGAUGAUAUUAGAGAUUGCCCCUACAUCAGACAAUGACUUUGGACGAUAUAACUGCACAGCCACUAAUCGUAUAGGAACAAAAUUUCAAGAAUAUAUUCUUGCCUUAGCUGACGUGCCGUCCAGUCCCUAUGGAGUGAAAGUGAUAGAGCUGUCACAGACCACUGCCAAGAUUUCUUUCAACAAACCAGACUCCCAUGGAGGUGUGCCUAUUCAUCACUACCAAGUGGAUGUCAAAGAAGUGGCAUCAGAAACCUGGAAAAUAGUACGCUCCCAUGGAGUUCAAACAAUUGUUGUUUUGAGCAACCUGGAACCAAAUACAACUUAUGAAAUCAGGGUUGCAGCUGUGAAUGGAAAAGGUCAAGGAGACUACAGUAAGAUAGAGAUCUUCCAAACACUACCAGUUCGUGAACCAAGUCCUCCAUCCAUACAUGGACAACCAAGCAGUGGAAAGAGUUUCAAACUCAGCAUCACCAAACAGGAUGACGGAGGAGCCCCCAUUUUGGAAUACAUUGUGAAAUACAGAAGUAAAGAUAAAGAAGAUCAGUGGUUAGAGAAAAAAGUGCAGGGAAAUAAAGACCAUAUUAUUUUGGAGCAUCUACAGUGGACAAUGGGAUAUGAAGUUCAAAUCACAGCUGCCAAUAGACUAGGAUAUUCUGAACCAACAGUUUAUGAGUUCAGCAUGCCACCAAAACCCAACAUUAUUAAAGACACACUUUUUAAUGGUCUUGGACUCGGAGCAGUCAUUGGCCUGGGAGUUGCAGCCCUGUUGUUAAUCCUGGUGGUAACGGAUGUCAGCUGCUUCUUUAUUCGACAAUGUGGGCUAUUGAUGUGCAUCACCAGGAGGAUGUGCGGGAAGAAGAGUGGUUCCAGUGGGAAAAGUAAAGAACUUGAGGAAGGAAAAGCUGCAUACCUGAAAGAUGGAUCAAAAGAACCAAUAGUGGAGAUGAGAACAGAGGACGAAAGAAUUACUAAUCAUGAAGAUGGAAGCCCAGUAAAUGAGCCAAAUGAAACUACACCACUAACGGAACCAGAAAAACUCCCUUUAAAGGAAGAAAAUGGGAAAGAAGUUCUAAAUCCAGAAACUAUAGAAAUUAAAGUUUCAAAUGACAUCAUCCAAUCAAAAGAAGAUGACGGCAAAGCAUAACGCAAUAUCACAUGGGCGUGAUCAACACUACAAGGAGCGUCUGGAUUGCAGUGACCCUAUGACCAAAACUAUUCCACUGACCUUAAUUUCUUGGGAAAGUUCUAGCUUGGAAUAGCUUGUACACAUAUACAUACGAUCACAUACUCCUGUCCAUAAUGCAUUUUCUUUUAUUGUCGUUGUUGUGGUUGUUCUUUUUUAAGAAUUUCGGUAUAGAGACUUGACUGGCACCAGCUCUUAUGUAUUGAUUCGAUUCAAUGAUUGAAGUGCUGCAAUUGUCAUAUGGCUAGAGUGCUCUAUUUCUUAAGAACUUUGUCUCACAUACCACCAAGAAAUAUAUUUCAAACUCUCUAACACAUGAAGGUAUAAUGAACAAAAAAACAAAAGCUUUGUGAGCUAAAUGUGUAAGAGAGCCCCGCAUGUUUAUGAAUCUUAAUUUGGGCAAUAGGUGAUUAAAGUGGCUUUCACUUUAAAAUGAAUGCAGGUAAUAAAGGUUAUACUUUUUAUCAGAAGAAUUUCAGGGAACCCAGGCUUAAUGGAGCCAACUAUCUUUUACAGAUAUUAAAAGUUGAGAAAACUUUGGAGAACUCUUUUCAGUGCAUUUUCAACAUCAAUUUUUUUGGUAGACUAAAGUACCAGAUCAAAAUUGUUACUUAUUUCAAAAAUAUUAGUUAUGUAUGAAAUUAGCUUAGAAAUCUAAAUCUCUGUCUCUUUAUAUAUGCCAUAUCAUUCACAAUGGAAUAUACAAAAAUCUAAAUGUAUUGCUAGUGAGAAUUAUACGGAUUUCUGCCCUCAGCUUCAAAUAAAGUAAAUUGAAAUUGGAAUAAUAUUAUUAUGUUGUCUUGAUAUAUUUAUAAAUACAUAGUUUUCUUUUAUUUUUAAAUAAUUUACCAGGAAUCAAGUCUUUACUGUUCAAAUAUUUCAGACAAUAUCCUCAGACACAUUUUUAGCACACAGGUAAAACUUUUAGAACCAAUUUUUUUAAAUUUUAUAGUUUCUUCAUUAAUUGAAACUGAGUAAUGGAAAAUAAAAAUCUCAGUUUAGUUAAAUUAAGGAGAAGUUGCUUAACAUUUAAAUGUGCCAUCAAAUGUCAAUUAUAAGCAAUCAAAUGGCCGCUAUGUGUUUUUAUUGUGAUUGAUGUAGCUGGAAAUCAUUUUAAGAUUUUGAUAAACACCUUUGGUUGAAGAAAUUCCUUAAACGUUCAACACAGACUUUCUAAUAUUACUUAUUAGGGUCUAUACUUAUAAAUUUCCAAGCUAUGCAAUCUCCCAGAGGUACAAUAUUGAAAUGUGGUUUAACUUAUAUAUAUAAGGGAAAUGUAUUUAAGGCUAUAAAUAUACAGAUCUACUGGGAAAAGGUUUUAGAUUGUUUCUUAACCUAGACCUCCAAACGUGUUUGGGGGCCUCAUCAUAUUAAUAACUUUUGAUGUUUCAGUUUUUGACUGAAUAGCUCAAAUAUUGAUGAUUGAGAACAUAUUUCAGUGGAACGUGGGAAAAAUUAAUAGUGAAGAGGGACCUGUUUUAAGAGUGUUUCUCUAUAAUUUGAUGAAUGCAAAGCUAAUGCCAUGCAUAAACACUUUUACUUACAAAGUGCUUGAAACGGUCAGCCAAGGAGAGACAAGUAAUUUUAUGCUAUCCUACACUUUGCUGGCCGUCAGCAGGACAGAAUAUGCCCAUCUGCAUGUUAAGACACAAAAAUCUCACAGUGUCAUUGCCAUAUACUUCAGGGUGAUAAUGCAGGAAUUUGUCCAUUCUAUCUUUCUAGCAAAUUCUGAAGAACAAAAUUCUUGUGCUUAUCUAGGAAUCUGAACAGUAUCUGAACAAGCAAUCCAGUUAGGUACUUUUCAGGAAUUUGAGUUUCCUAGUGGUUUCUCACAGAUUUGACUGUAUUUAGUUUACAUCUGUAUAAUCAUCUUUUCUGCCUUAUUUUGUUGUGAUUUAUUUUGUUUGUUUUGUAUCAGCGUGCUAAAACUAGUUAAAACACUGCAAUUAGUUUGUGCAAAGUGAACAAAUUAAGAAAGUGUCAGUCAACGACAUGACGGCUAAUGUUUCCUGGAUAGGGCCACAUGAAUUUGAACUAAUGAUACUGAAAAAUUUCAGAUGACUAAAAAGCCAAUUGCGCAUGUUUACUGUUGUUAUACUUGUGCUACAUUGCAAAAAUAGAGAAAUCAUAAUGAAGAAAAAUUAUUUUUGUGUUUUCUCCAUUUAAAUAUUCUGUUUUCACAUUCAUUAGAUGUUCUAUGUAAAGAAUUGGAGAUAUUUCUUUAUAUAUAUAUGCUGUUAACUUUCUUGCCACUCAUAUGGAGUAAUUAUCUGAAAUCAAUAGAUAAUUUGGAAAUAACUGUAAGCAGACUAUUUCAAGUGUAUUGUUUCAGUUCUUUGAACAAUCUUUACCUCGUGUCCUUGAAAUCUAUGUCAUUGAAGAGCAAGGCAUUACUGUGAUAAAUCUUUUUUUAUUUUAACAUUUUAAUGGAAUGCUCCAGAUUAUGCUAUUUGUAAAAAUUUCCAAAUAAGAAAUGGCUUGUAGUAAAUUGAAAAAUAUGAGUAGAAUUGAAGUAAUUCAUUUCUUAUUUUCUGUUAUUCUUCUAGACUAAAUAUAUCAGUAUAACUGUGCAUAUGUUUUUAGCGUCUGAGAAUACUUCUGAGUGUUAGUAUAAAAUGUCAUAAGUUCACUGAAUAUAAAUACUGUUAAGAUAAUCUGAACCCUAUGCUAAACUAAGAGGCAAAGAGUCCACAAAAAACAUUACUAUUUCUUAUUAGAUUAUGUGCAGUUAAAUAAUGACAACUAAAACCUACAAUAUGAAAUUAAUAUCAGAAUUUUAAUGCACAAUUUGUUUCAAAAAGUAGCAUAAAUUGUCAACAUAUGUUACUAUGAUUUGCAAAGGAAUUUAAUUAAGAAUUGUGAUUUCUACAGAUUUAUUUAUUAUUUUGGGGGGUAAAAUACAUUGCCAUUCUAUUAAUAUGCCCAUCUAAUACCAAUAUAAUAUUCUUUAAAAUUUGUUUUAUUUUUAAUAUUAAUACCUAUGAAAAGUUUUUCAAAAGCUGUUUGAUCCAAUAAAAUUCUAAUGAAUUUUAGUCUGUGAAUUAAGCAUUUAUAUAAAUGCAAAGAUAUUAUGAAUCAAAUUAUUUAUUUCAGUACCAAAAAUUACUUAUAACUUUGUAAUCAUAUGUUUAUUUCAUGCUUCUUAUUUUAAAUAAUUAAGAUGUAUUUGUGCCUUUGAAUUAUCAUGACACUCUGUUUCACUAAAAAUACUACUACUGUCAUUAUUAAUAACAUAUCUUGCUUAUACCUGAGACAUUCCCGUGAUACCACUUUAACUUGACUAUAAAUCCAAAUAUAAUUAAUUGUCACGUAAUUUAUUUUCAUUUAUAACAACACUAUUCUUUUCACAUAUGCCUGAAAUACUUUAAUUUGUUCUGUAUUGUUCUUCUAGACAAUAAGUACAUUCUAGAUAUUGUUUAAAUUGAGUUGUGAGACAGUUGUAAAAAAAAGAUGCAAAUGGUUUUUAAAAAUAAGAUAAAUUGAAUGGAGUCACUUUAUUAGUCCUGUUAAAAUACUUCUGAUUUGAUUUUGGAAAGUAGGAAGAACAUGUUCAGAUAGAUUUGGGAACACAGAUCAUCCUUGUGAUGAAGAAGUUAUUCACUGAUGAAAAUAUCUGCAACUGAAGUGGCAGGAAAAAUAUUCUCCAUUUCAUAACUUAAGAAUAUUACCAUAUAAUAUUAUAAUUAUUUAUGAAAUUAUCCAUGUUCUUUUUCAUGGAAAAUAAAGUAAAUGCUCUAUUUGAAUUCCUCUUGGAGUUCUUUUUCAUGGUCAUAUCCAGAGUUCUUAUUCAACAAACUUUAUAAGAAGGUGAAAAUACUUUUUAAAUGAGACUGUUAACAUUGCUUAUCUCUACAGAGAAAAGAUUUACAUCUUCUUAUUAACCAUUUGGAGCAUUCUCACAUAGACUCACAAAUUGAAAGUGCAUGUGGGUGUACUGACAUACGUUAAAAUUAAAAUGUGUAAAGCAAAGAAAUGAAACACUCCAAUUACAAAAUGAAAAUCUUUCAAGGAAUUGUUCUCUACAUAGGCUUAAAGAUGUUCCAAGAUGAAAUAAUUUUAGAUGUAAAUGAGAAAAUUAUAAAAGGGCCUAAACAUAAUAAUUGCUGAAUAGAUACAUUUUUCUUCCAGGUUCUUUAAACCUUCCUUUUUAAGAACUUGCAUUUACCCAUGUAGAUGCAACUAUUUAACAAGAUUGUACAAGUAUACUUCUAGAUUAUUGCCCCCAUAUUAUAGUCAGAGACUUUUAUAUUAUAUAAAAUAAUAAAUAUUUAUUUGAAAAUAUGUUUAAUAUUCUUAGAAAAAAUUCAUUAUACACUCUCAGACUUUACCAAUAAUUUAAACCUUUUUGUGUCACAUCACAUUUUUUUUAACAAUUUUCAGAUUUCUUAUCACAAAUUGGUCAAGAUUAUAAUUAUAAAAAUUAAAAAUAAAAUUUAGAUACUGUAACUUUACUUUCCUCUUCUGAUAUGACAAUACAUAUCUUUAGGCAUCUAGUUUUAUCCUUCUAUGGAAAAGAGCAGUGGGUGUUGGAGCAAAUCAAUACCCACCAGGCAGAAAAAUAGAGGAACAAAGAAAUAAAAGGAAAUGGGAGGACAGAAAUGGCAAACAGCUUCUACUCUUGAAAUAGGAAGUAUAGGACUGUGCGACAUGCUGUACUAGGGAGUAGGAACUUGGCUUACAUGAAAAUUACAGCCAAUAAUACUUACGCAGAGAAGAUACCCUAGUGAAAACUAGAAGAGAAAGCUCACAGAGAUACAGAUUAUGAUUAAAUUUACAAAUAAGAUUUUUCUACUCUAGAAAAAUGUAAUCAUAUUAUAAAAUAAAUGUUACUGUCAAGAUCAAAUGUAACUGUUCCAACUCUCAAGGAAAUGUUCAUGGUUUAAACUUUGCCUCUAAUCCCUGUUAGAAAUAGGAGAACUUAGAAAUAAAAGUUAAGAAAAAUCACUUUUUGGUAUGUGAAUUCUAUUCUGUGUUCAGUAUGCGUUAAAACAUACUGUCAUUUAUUUUCUUUAACUUAUAUAUUUCAUUCAAGUUCUAUAUUCUUAAAUUAGCUACCAUGAAGUUUCUUUUAUAGUUUUAUUACAGUAUGUCCCUAUGAAAUGCUGUAUAUAUAUGUCUAAACUGUAAAAAUUAUACUGCAAAUGUUGAAGUUUUGUAUUUAUGAGUCAUUGAAAGUAUGGCUUACAGUAUAUCAAAAUUGUCACUCUUCACCAUUUGUAUAUUAAUAGUAAAAAUACUUUUACUUUAA